GGCAACCCAUGAUCGCAGACUCAACACGCAUCCUCACACCACUGACCUGGGCUGCGCUGUGUCCUGCAUGUGUGUGCGUGUGUAUGCAUGUGUGUGAGCGGGAGUGUGAGUGAUCCCCAGAAACGAGCAGCAGGAUGGAGGAUCUCAAGGAGAUCCUGGGAACUUUGGAUUGACGCCCGGGGGAUAACGCGCCGUCGGCCUGAACCUCGUCGGGCUUCUCGUGGAUUUUAUACAUUUGGAUGUUGUCUCUACCCCGUUUUUACCUUUUUCUUCUAGGCAGUGGGGAUUUACACUUGGCUUGCAGUCUCUGUUAUUUUUGGCGAACAAAAUGCCAUUCGCCAAAAGGAUUGUGGAGCCGCAGCUUCUGUGCAGACACCAGAUCCCCAACGAUGAAGGUCUGCUUUUCGAGGACCUGUGUGCCAUCAGUCAUGUGGUUCUCUCGCGGACCUUGCGACAGCUGUCCGACCUGGCACGGCAUGCGUGCUCCUUAUUUCAGGAGCUAGAGAACGACAUCAUGAGCACCAACCAGCGUGUCUGGGUCCUUCAGAACAAAAUAGGCCAGAUCCAGCAGACUGCCAAUGCCCUGGACCCCAAAAAGGAGGCAGUGCCUGUGUCGAACUUGGAUAUAGAGAGCAAGCUGUCGGCGCACUAUCAGGCUCCAUGGCACCAGCAACACAACGUGUUUCACCCGUGCACCAGACCGCCGUGUCUGGAGGAGCUCCACAGAAAUGCCCACCUGAGUCUUAGAGCUCUGCAUCGUGACGAACAACAGCAUCAGCUUUCUUCAAGUCGAGAGAGAAACAGUGUGACCAUCUCCAUCUCCGUGGCGCCACCUAUGCCCACCUUUCCCUCACCGCAUAGCAUCCGGCGGCAACAGAGGAGUCGACUCGCACGAGCGCAAGAGAGAGCAGAGAGGGAACGAGAGCUGGAGUAUCAACCCAGAAAGGAGAGGACUGUCAAAGAAACAGAGAUCCAGGCCACAGAGAGAAAGCUACAAGAGAGGCCUGGUAGAGAGGAGGAUAUGAAAACAAUCGAAAGGAAGUUUGAGUGCUUUUACUCACUUGAAACUAUUGAAGGUUGCAUCUUCAUUCCAUGGAAUAGAAAGGUUACCUCCAUAGAGAAAAGUGAAAGCAGUGAGGUGAUUGGAGGCCAAACAGCCAAGGCCGUAAACCACAGUGCCCCCUCAGCCCAAGACAAGCAGGCGAACUGGUCAAAGGAAAACGUCCCACCAUCAGAUCAGAAGACAAAUGGCGAUUCUCAAGCGGUCUCCUCAUGCAUUAUUCCCAUUAACGUCACAGCAGGAGUCGGGUUUGACAGAGAGGCCAGUGCCCGAUGCUCUCUAGUUCACUCCCAGUCGGUGCUUCAGAGAAGAAGGAAGCUGAGGAGGAGAAAGACUAUCACUGGAAUACCCAAACGGGUACAGCAGGACAUGGACUCAGAUGAAUCACCUGUGGCAAGAGAGCGUACAGUGAUCAUCCACGCCAAUUCACAUCAGCUAUCUCUCUGUCAAGAGGACCUCUCAAUUAGUGGGCGUCUCCAUCACACUCGUGACUCUGGCUGCCAGACAGAUGAUUUCCUUAUAGCAUGUACAGCUGCUCCCUCCAGAAGGCGCAUUAGAGCUCAGCGCAACCAUCAAGGGAUCCCUGCCUCUCUGUCCCAUUCUACGGGUAACAUUUCCUCCUUGGGUGACCAGUCGGACUCAACAUACACAACAGCCUCUACACAUGGUGGCCGCUUACGCUCACGUAGCCUUCCAAGAGAGGGCGGCCGUCUAAUUGACAGUGACGAAGACGAUGAUGACAACUAUGAUGAUGAUGAUGAAGAUGAGGAUUUAUCACCUUAUGAAGCAGAGGACUUCAUUCCAUCCGGACCAAGUCCAAGAAUGAAGAUGAUGAUGAUGAAGGAUGAAGAAGAGAGUACAGAUGAUCAGGCAGCCCCUGAGCCACUGCAACUUGGAAGCCUAAAAAGACUGCAGAGGUCUAGUGAAAGAGACAGGGGUAGCGGAGGAGGUGGGAGUCCAGAACAUAGCUGGAUGGAGAGGGGUCGUUCUCGCUUGCCCCGCAAGGCUGACAUGGGUAGCUGUGAAAUUUCAUCCAGUUCUGAUACUUUUAGCAGCCCUAUUCACUCAGUGUCUACUACAGGUGUUCUAGGCAGUCAUGUGGACCACAAGGAGGACCACCAGUCGUCAAGUGGAAACUGGAGUGGCUCCAGCUCCACUUGCCCCUCACAAACAUCUGAAACCAUCCCCCCUCCCUCUUCUCCACCCCUGACAGGCUCUUCCCACUGUGAUUCAGAGUUAUCACUUAAUACAGCACCCAAUGCCAUUGAUGAGGGAUUUUCCCUGGAUCCUUCCUACCACUCUGACCUCAGGCCCCAGAGUCAAGGCCACAGAUCAAGCUCUUUUACAUCAUCAGCCACAGACCAGCUAGAUGAUGCAGGGGUCAGUACAGCCAGCGAAGGGGAGUGGACAUACCCCCAAGACCAAGAUCAAACCGAUCCAGAUCAAGACCCAGAUCCCACCCAAAAGCUAAGUGAAAGCCACCAGUUUCUUCAAGAAUACAGCUCAAUGGAAGGUCUUAAUGACCAACCAUGUUUCAGUAAACAGAAAACAAAUGCUGAAAAAGAGCCUGGGUCUCAUUACCCCUCUGAUACAGAAGGUUUCUACUCAUCCUCUGUGAAUCUUGGGGAGUAUAAUCAGACCUACAGAGAAUACACAUGUAACUAUGCAGACCUCGGGCCUGAUUGUCAUCAGUCCAACACUGUGGCAAAACGAUUAUCUCAUGGAGGUUAUUCUCGGCCUCCACUUGAGUUCAAAACAGGCACUAUGACUUUAGGGAGGACUUGCCGUCCUUUAAGGAAAUCAAAAAUCAAACCUCCACCACCCAAGCGAACAUCUUCACUAAAGGAAACCAAUAGUAGUGUUGAUGUUGGAACAGACACACAAGCAGAUAAGGAUCAACCAAAGAUGGUUAGUGAGCAAGAACUUACCUCGUCUUCCACAGAUAUGAAGCUGGAACUGGACCUGGAACUUGGAGGAGCUCCAGAACCAUUACAGUCAUCUUGUCUAGUUGCAGAGUCUUUAGGAACUUGGGGCAUGGGACUGGGGGGAGCCAUGGACAUAGUAGAGCCCAUGUCCUUUAGCUCUGCAGAUACACACUCAUUUAAGGAUGAAGGUGCUGUGCAGUCUGACUAUGCAGAUCUGUGGCUUCACAACAGUGAGCUUAAGUCUAACAAUGGUGAGUACGCAUCAAUGUCUAACUCAAGCACAGCUACAGGCACCACUGUUAUGGAUUGUAUGAAGUCACCAGACAGCUCUUCCUCUUCCACAGAAACGCAAAUCCAGGCUGUUGCACAGACCUUAGAGUCCAAGGAAAGCAGUCCAUCUCUUCCAUCUGGAGACUUUAAACUUGGGUCACCUGAGAAACUGGCCGGCCUAGCCUCACCAUCAAGUGGCUAUUCCAGCCAAUCAGAAACCCCAACAUCAACCUUACCCUCAUCUUCAGCAGCCUUCUUCCCAGGACCACUGUCCCCUUCAACUGGCAAGAGAAAACCUAAAGUGCCAGAAAGGAAGUCAUCUCUCUCUUCCUUGCAACAGUUUCCCAGAGAUGGGGCUUCCAUUUCAUUUUGCAAUAAGAGAGAUCCAGACUUUCCACCUCCACCUUCUCAACUUGAUCUCAAUGUUCUACAUGGAGGCUAUGUGAGACACACUUUAUCCCACCGAGGAUACCACAUGCACACCCUUCACCACAACAAACACAGAGUUGCAAAUGUUUUGUCCGCUGGACCAAAAAUAAUGGUCCCCGAGAUAACCAAUACCAACCCACCACCAAGUUCAGGCUCUGCUUUAACAAGUCCAAACGUUCUGUCAGUUACUCCAUCAACAAUUCGUUCAGUGCAGCUUCAUUCAGUUAGCCAAUCUUCAGAGCCACAGAGUACUUCCACAACAUACCAGGACACAGCGAAUGGAACUGAGACUGUAACAAGGCCAAAAUGUCCCCCAAGUGGUUCCACCCUGGCUCCUCCCCCUGUUAAUACCAGGCCUCUCCCUCCCAGAAGGCCACCUCCCAGACCCCCAUGUCAUGAUCACACCUCUUCUCCUGAACGUUCACAGCCACCUCCACCUGGUCGCCAUCCUGAUGGACCUCCAUCGUAUGAAAGUCUGCUUCUAAGGCAGGACCGGUAUGGACCAGGAACCUUUUGGGCCAUGACUGCCUUCAGAACAAGGAUGGACCCUUCGUCUGACAUCUCUGAAGACAGUUCACCCCUGCAUAGACCAGUUCCACGUGCUCCACACCCUUCACCUGUGGAUCUCCACACUCAUAUUCACUCACACACAGAGUUCAGGGGGCUCACCCACUCAACACAUGCACGUUCCGAGUUUAGAGUUUUGGGGGAGCGCUCGUUCUCCCAGGAUGACGACGAGGACGAGGAUGAGGAGGAAGAGGAAGAAGAAGAGCAGGUAAAAGAGCUGCAGAGGGCUGCAUGUUCCAGAGGAGGAAUGCGAUCGGACCACCCUCCUCCCCCAGCCUAUGAAUUUGCUGGGGGAUCCCACUUAAACUCAGGGCCAUGGGCUAGUCCUGUCAAAGUGCCUGGCAACACAACAGAGGCAUCGCAUCCUUACCUAAUCAGCGAUGCAAGGAAAGGAGGACAAGAAGUGCAUGAAGAAGAGAGGGAAGUGAUAUCAGGUGCUACCAGAAGUGCCCAUCCUCACCAACUCCAAGAGAGCAAGGAUGACUCCACCACUCCUGACACUGAAGAUUACUUCAGCAAAGAUUCCACACCAAGUGAUAAUUCACUUUCCCCUCUGAUGGAUGACACCAAAGUGGAUGACGACAUUAUUAUUACAUCCCCUAACAAGAGUCGUACAACAGAGGACCUUUUUGCCAUGAUACACAGAUCCAAAAGAAAGGUCCUUGGCCGUAAAGAUUCAGGAGACCUAAACGUGAAAUCUCGUCUUUGCCCUGUGUCAGCUGUAACCCCCAGUAAUGUUUCCACUGGUGUUGUCCCUCCAGCUCCUCCUCUUAACUUUCCUGCUACUUUAGCCAAUGCCGUUGGGUCACAGAGAGCUCCUGUUCCAAUCUAUCGUAGUGCUAAGAAAUCCAGCACAUCCAACGAGGAGUUUAAACUUCUUUUGCUAAAGAAAGGCAGCAGGUCUGAUUCUAGCUACCGCAUGUCAGCGACAGAGAUUUUGAAGAGCCCCAUUACCCCUAAAACACCAGGGGAGUACCUUCAAGAAGGUUCAAUUAGACAGGCAGAGGAGCAAUCUUCUAUGCCACAGGAGCCCCCAAUCUCUGGUUUGGACCCAAUCCAGAUACCAGGCCUUUUUCCUCGGACCAACUCGGAAAGUUUCACUCCCAAAACACUCCCCAUGUCAGCUGCAUCUCGACAGGGACGUUCUCGGAUCCCCCCGGUUGCUAACAGCAGUCGCUACAGUACACGCAGUCGCCUCUACACAGCGCCCAUGCAAGCCAUUUCAGAAGGGGAGACAGAAAACUCAGAUGGGAGCCCUCAUGAUGAUAGAUCGUCAUAAAAUGACCUGAUAAGAACUUUUGCCCGUUCUUAGCUGUUUUCUGGAUUUUCAAAACCUGCACUUCUCUUUUUCACCGGUGGAGGAAUUCCUGCAACUUUUCAAAUCUGACUGUUGCUGAAAUGCACUCAGCUAAAAGCUAACUGUUAAAAAGUGGCAGACUGUUGUGAGAUAGAGAAUCGUUAAAGGAUUAUAAUUAAAUCCUGAAAAUAUAUCUAAAUACCUUAUUUAGUGAAGAAUAGUUUCAUUCUUUAAAAGUGCAAGGAAUAUUUUGGUUGAACGGGCCUUUUUCUAAAAAAAUUAAUAAAUAAAUAAAUAAAAUCUCAAGUAUUUGGAAAAUGAUAGGACAUAAUAUUGUGACAAAGUGAGUGUGCAUGUAGAGGCACAUGCAAUCUUUACUAAUAUUUCUACUUUUUGUGUUUUCAAUGGUGCGGGUGCACGUAUGUCACUUGGGGACUGAUUUACUACUUCAUUUAAAAAUGAUUUCCACAUUUUGUAUUCUUUCAACCUAUGGUGCCCACUGCAUCAGCCAGACUUCCUAGACUCUUUACUCAGUAUUCCUGCCAACAAGCAAAGUCGGUUCGAUGUGAAAGUCACUAGCAAAAGUCUCAACUCAGCACCAAGUUUUUUAUUAUAUUUACAUCUGCAGACCUGCCAUAAAGUAUAUUACAAAGAGCCAAUCUUAUAUUUGUUGACUAAAAUGAUAUCCAAAUACUAACAUGAUGCAUGUAUUUUUGUAAAAAUGCGCCUCAGAAAAUGAUAAGACUUCAACUUGUUGCAUGACCUAUGUGGAAAGAAUCCCUGAUCCUAGUUUCUGUCAACAUUUUUGUACUUCUUUUGUAUUACAGGAGAAUCGAUUACGUCACUGCGAAAGAUAUGAGUUGCAUUUACGCUGCAUAGAUCAAAACAGAUUUUUCUUUGAGUAUCGAAAAACAGAAGGAGCAAGGGCUUGCACCUAUUUGUCUAUCAUCCAGGCUAAUUUUGGACAAUCGCACAGUGGCCUUUCUCUUACAGAGUUGGUUGCGGCAGGGCAUUUGAAAGUCCCUGAACGUAUAAAUUUAUAUGAAGCUACAUGCAAAGUUUCACUAAAAUUAAAUCUCACGCUUGUCAAAAGCUUACAUUAAAAUGUAUUGCUCCUUCCAGCUGCUAGCAAAAGUUGCCAUUCCAGAAAAAAAGGAAAUGUGCGUUUCAUUGCAAAUUUAAGUGAACCAGUGAGGGCAGAUGGUGAAAAUGCUUUAGAAGGACUUCAAUCUGUUGGACUAGAGUUUAACUUGGUAUGGUUUCACAGAUCCAGCCUCGUUUUGCACUUCGUGAUACACAAGAAUAGAAGAAAGAUAUAUCUUAUAAUGAAAUCCAUGUAUAUUUGUACUGAAUAGAAAGCUCUAAUCUAUAUUGAAAUUACGAGAACUUUUAUGGGUAACCAAUCUGCGUGUAGCAAAGAACAGGUCUCACUGAACAUUACACAUGAUUUCCUUUUUUUUUAUUUAGCAGUGUACUGUUCGCCUCUCCUUGUUGCCUCUCCUUCAUUUGCACUGACCCAGUAGCAUUAGACAGGUGAAAGUUCAACUCCAGUGGCUAAUAAACCAUUCUGAUUUAUACUUCAAACCUAACAUAUCACAUAAUUUCAAAAAGAGAGAAGACAACAACAGUAAACAACAGUAUGACAUAACAUUGAUGGUUCAUCUAUUACUGCUGCAAGGGUAAGAAGAGAUUUGCCCUUUGAAUAGAUAUACAUAUGUGGAAAGCUUGAACUCUCACCUGCCUACCAGAAAAAACACAACACAUAUACUUCUUAUGUUUAGAGACCAUGCUUCAAUUGAAACCAUUCACUGUAUUCUGUGAAUACCUCAGAAAUCAUGUCUGUUUUAUCAUGAUAGAUAGAUAGAUAGAUAGAUAGAUAGAUAGAUAGAUAGAUAGAUAGAUAGAUAGAUAGAUAGAUAGAUAGAU
This is a messenger RNA of Poecilia reticulata (guppy), 7474 nucleotides long. It is a transcript of the gene nhsb, whose product is annotated as Nance-Horan syndrome b (congenital cataracts and dental anomalies). NCBI's taxonomy places the organism in Eukaryota, Metazoa, Chordata, Actinopteri, Cyprinodontiformes, Poeciliidae. The record is from RefSeq and is a predicted model, not a curated record. Gene Ontology annotation, biological process: cell differentiation; lens development in camera-type eye.